Messenger RNA from Ostrinia furnacalis (Asian corn borer), 462 nucleotides. Its product is annotated as fatty acid synthase. The record is from RefSeq and is a predicted model, not a curated record. Gene Ontology annotation, molecular function: fatty acid synthase activity. Bases 22 to 462 code for a protein of 146 amino acids. NCBI's taxonomy places the organism in Eukaryota, Metazoa, Arthropoda, Insecta, Lepidoptera, Crambidae. Gene Ontology annotation, biological process: fatty acid biosynthetic process. The transcript is spliced from 4 exons.
AACGGUAAAUUUGACUACAAGAUGAACGGGGAAAGAGUCGUGAUCUCCGGAAUGUCAGGACUUUACCCACGGGCUAAUAAUAUAAAGGAGCUAUCAGAAACUCUUUACAACAAGAAAAAUCCCAUAACCUCUGGAAGCAAGCGCUGGACAUUCAAUCACCCGGAGGUAUCCCGGUACACGGGCGACGUGCCUCAGCUGGGUCGUUUCGAUGCUCAGUUCUUUGGAGUGCACUUCAGGCUUGCCAGUAACAUGGACUUCAUGUCGAGGAAAAUUAUGGAGCAGACGUUCCAAGCCAUUUACGAUGCUGGCUUGAAUCCAGAGCACCUCUCUGGAAAAAAAGUUGGAGUCUACGUCGGGACAUGUUUCUCUGAAACCGAAAAGGCAUCCUUCUACGUUGCCACCUCUAAAACAGGAUUUGGCAUAGUUGGUUCUGUGCAGAGUAAAGGCUUUCGAGAUCUGUAA